CAUGUGCAGUCAACCCGGAUGUAGAAUUUGUACGAUACGCUUCCCAUAUUUGAUUAUUUUAUGUGACAUUGUUGCUAACUGUGUCAAAAAUAGAACACGUAGUCCUUUUGUGGCACGCUUGAACCGGUCUAGACCGGGAUAGACAGAAGUGUCGCGUGAACUGUCACAGCUGACAGCAGUGGUAGGUCUACUGAAGCUUGGCAGUACUGUAAGCAUAACAAACCUUAGUUUUGAGGUUGUAGGCUCCGAUUUUGUUAUUACUUUAGUUGAAUGCUUCAUAAUACGAUUUAAAUAAUUUUAGCCUACAAAUCAUGUAUUAGCUAAUUCAGGUUAGGCCUAAAUAAUAGGGAAUAGGAUAGCCUGUACUAGCAGGGUUAUUAGCCUUCAGCCAAUCUCGGGCUAAUGCUUGGCUAUCACUACUUUGAUUGGAGAGAAAAAAACAGAGUUUAACUCAGAAGACCUGUCAUCUGUCAAAGUGGCGUCUAGAAUGGACUUCCGCGGUAGAAAGUAUGAGCGGGGCAGCAACUGGUCCGACCCAGAGGUGGCCGAACUCCUCCAGCUGUGGUCAGAUGAGUCGGUCCAACUCGAGCUGGAAAGUUGCCUCCGAAAUCAACAUGUAUUUAACCGAAUAGCGGACGUCCUGCGGGAGAACGGUAUCUAUCGCACUGGCGACCAGUGCAGGGAGAAGAUAAAAAAGAUGAAGCUGGAGUACCGCCGCAUUAAGGACAACCACAGGAUGAUACGCGGCGGGAGGUCGUGGAAGUUUUAUGACGUUAUGGACCGGGUCUUAACGAACCGACCGGCCAUAUCCUACUCCUCAUUGGGCGGUGCCGUUAUAGCCCACCAAGUCCUCCAGAGCCCGCCUAGUGGGGCAGACGCAUACAUCCAUGGUCUGCCAGGUGGUGCCUUUGGUUCCACUGCUUCGGGCGGGUUCUUGUUUGGUCAUCCGCCCAGGCUGGGGGAGCUGCUUGAGAUCAAAUGUGAGCAUGCAGAGUCCGAGGACGGAUUGCUGAACUCCGAUGCUGCGCCCCCAGAGCUACUGUACCAUACCGGGUCUGGAGAUGAGCAUGACACUGAUGGGAAGUCUGCCGGGCUGGACCAAGAGGAUCCGGUCGAGAUGGCGAGAGGAGAGCGCACGACGAGCGCGCGAUUCUCUCCUUCAGGUUUCAGUGAUCAGAACCAGGCUGGGUCCUCAGGCACAGGGGCCUCCAUUGCUGGUCCUGAUGGCCGGGACAUAGGGAACCAGCGUGACCCAGGGGUUCCCGCUGCAGCCCCUGUGAGGCAGAGGAAGCGUCGGCGUGCAGGUAGAGGGGCUGGUGGGGGAGGAGGGGGUGGAUGUGGGGGCCGGGGGCCCCUGGACGAGGCCCUGGUCAGCUUCCUAAGCUGGCAGCGGUCUGCUGAGGAGCGGCUCAUCUCCCUGGAGGAGGCACGGCUGGAGAGGGAGGCGCAGGCGGAGGAGAGGCGGGAGCAGAAGGAGGAGAGGAGGGCGGAGCAGGAGAGACAGCAUGAGCUCCGUCUGUUCAGCAUGUUCACUGGGGCCCUGGCCGCUGUUAGACAGACUGCCCCUACUGCUCCACCGUUUGCUCCUACUUUCUCUACUGACUCAACUGUACCCUCUGCCACUUCUGGACAUACCGCUAUACUUAACGCCCUAUCUGCCCCAGCUACUUCGUCUGUCCCAUUUGGCUGUCCUGCCCCAACUACAGAACCACCACCAUCCAUCCCAGCCCGUUGCCCCACUAAACCUGAGAGCAUACUGGCCACACUAAGUGGUGCAGAGACCCCUGGCCACAGUGUGUACCUGUCCCGCCGUGGCAACUCCAUUAGACAGCACCAGGGCAUUCUACAGGAGGGCUACACCCAGUACCACGCUGACAAAUACCAGCACACUGACAACCCCAAUGGCAUCAUCAACAUGGGCACCAGUGAGAACAAGCUGUGCUAUGAUCUGCUGCACAAACGGAUGACCCAGCCUGACAUGCUUCAUAUCGACCCAGCCUUGCUGCAGUAUCCUGACUGGAAAGGCCACCGCUUUCUGAGAGAAGAGGUGUCCAGGUUCCUGUCCCACUACUGUGGUUCGCCCAGGCCACUGAGAGCAGACAAUGUUGUGGUGAUGAAUGGCUGUGGCUCCCUCUUCUCAUCCAUAGCCGCAGUGCUUUGUGACCCGGAAGAUGCAAUCCUCAUUCCAACUCCAUUCUAUGGAGUGAUCACUGAGGAUAUGCAUCUGUACAGCGGUGUUCAGCUCUUCCAUGUUCAUCUCGACUGUGAGCCUAGUGGCAGUGGCAGUCGGCCGUUCCACCUCACUGUGGACAAACUGGAGGAAGCUAUGAGGAAGGCGAUUAGCGAGGGGUUGAAUGUGCGGGCCGUGGUCCUGGUGAACCCCCAUAACCCCCUGGCUGAUGUCUACUCCCCUCAAGAGAUGACUGGCUUUCUGGAGUUUGCCAAGAGGCAUAAGUUGCACGCCAUUGUAGAUGAGGUGUACAUGCUGACAGUGUUUGAAGACACAGUAACCUUCCACAGCGUCCUCAGCAUGGACAGCCUGCCGGACCCCCAGAGAACACAUGUGAUGUGGGGGAUGAGCAAGGACUUUGCGAUGGCAGGAGUGCGUGUGGGCACUGUGUACUCUGAUAACAGGGACUUGGUGGAAGCUCUAGAUAAACUGGGGAUGUUCCAUGGUGUCCCUGGUCCCAUACAGCACCAGAUUGCAAUCCUGCUCCAGGACAAAGAUUGGAUCAAUGGGAAGUUUCUUCCAGAGAACAGGCUGAGAAUGCAGGCAGCUCACAGGUACAUGACAGGGGAGCUACAGAGCCUGGGAGUCCCCUACCUCCACCGGCCUGCUGGCUUCUACAUCUGGGCUGACCUCAGGAAGUACCUGUAUGAACCGUCAUUUGUGGAGGAACUGUCCCUGUGGAGGUGUUUCCUCAGACACAAGGUGGUGCUGAGCUGUGGCCAAGCCUUCCAUUGCUCCACUCCCGGCUGGUUCCGCAUUGUCUUCACAGACCGACAGCAACACCUUACGCUCGGCAUGCAGAGGAUCAGGAGGGCCUUGGAGGAGAUAGAUGGGGUCACAUCCACCCUUGACACGGGCACAACCAACGAGGCCACAGAGGAGAAAGGGACAGAGAAGACAACACAGGGGGACACAACAGACGCACAAAAACCUCUUGCUGUUAAGUCAACAUCCUUGUCCAAGAACAGAUCAUCAGAAGAGCCAGAGGAGAAGGAUAAUAACAUCCCUGAUGCCAUCCCAUUGGUCAGUGAAGAUUUGAUCUUGCUUGACUGCCAGACGUCCCACCCCGCAGAAAGUCUGGACUCCCUGAUUGGUGCCCUGAGGCAACAGAUCCACACCUCUGAUUGGCUUGAGAAGAACACUCCGGAACUGUCUGCUGGGGAGGACCCAGAGCUUCUGGAUGUGUUCAAAGACCUGCUGGACAGAGCCAGAAAGUAGAGGAGAGGAGUGGAUGGAGAGGAAAGGAGGAGAUGGAGAGGAAAGGAGUGGAUGGAGAGGAAAGGAGUGGAUGGAGAGGAAAGGAGGGGAUGGAGAGGAAAGGAGGGGAUGGAGAGGAAAGGAGGGGAUGGAGAGGAGAGGAGGGGAUGGAGAGGAGAGGAGAGGAGGGGAUGGAGAGGAGAGGAGGGGAUGGAGAGGAUGGAGAGGAAAGGAGGGGAUGGAGAGGAAAGGAGGGGAUGGAGAGGAGAGGAGGGGAUAGAGAGGAGAGGAUGAAGAGGAGGGGAUAGAGAGGAGAGGAUGAAGAGGAGGGGAUAGAGAGGAGAGGUUAGAGGAGAGGAAAGGAGGGGAUGGAGAGGAAAGGAGGGGAUGGAGAGGAAAGGAGGAAAUGGAGAGGAGGAAAUGGAGAGGAGGGGAUGGAGAGGAGAGGAAAGGAGGGGAUGGAUGGAGAGGAAAGGAGGGGAUGGAGAGGAAAGGAGGGGAUGGAGAGGAGAGGAGGGGAUAGAGAGGAGAGGAUGAAGAGGAGGGGAUAGAGAGGAGAGGAGGUGGAAGGAAAGGACAGGAGGCAAGAAAGGACAAAGGUUCCCCAGUUUGUCCACAUCAGAAUGUCUUAAUUUUUUGUUGUUAUGAGAGCUGUUCUUCAUUAUUUCAGCCAGAAGUCAGUGUAUCAGGCUGUGCUGUAAUCUCUGCAGUUCUGUUCAAUGAAUGCCAAUGUUGACUCAAACGAAUAUACAGAGUUAAGUUUAAGUCUCUGUCAAAUACAUUUUAUACUUUAGUUAUAACUCGUUUUCUGGUUGUACUUUUGUUCUGUAAUCCACUUUAAUGAUUAACCUUGAAUAUGGUUAUAUGUUUAUGACGUGGUCAUCUAUAGUACCAUUCAUGAGCUUUUAAUACAGUUGUUGUUCAUACUGUAUACAUAUGUACAGUAAAUGGUUCUGAAUAUUUCACAAAGUCUUAAUGUUGAUAAAUUGGUCAACGUUCAAUAAAAGCCUUAUUUUUA
Oncorhynchus nerka (sockeye salmon) is the source of this 4445-nucleotide messenger RNA. RefSeq names its product 1-aminocyclopropane-1-carboxylate synthase homolog (Arabidopsis)(non-functional) (gene accs). Gene Ontology annotation, biological process: biosynthetic process; amino acid metabolic process. NCBI's taxonomy places the organism in Eukaryota, Metazoa, Chordata, Actinopteri, Salmoniformes, Salmonidae. Gene Ontology annotation, molecular function: transaminase activity; pyridoxal phosphate binding. The record is from RefSeq and is a predicted model, not a curated record.